AUGUUGCUGAACCUCAAGUGUCAAAGGUUUUAUCUGUGCCGCUGCCGAAACCACAACCUGUUGGUGUUCUUUACACUUAUGACUGCCAUGGCUAUUAUUGAGGAAGAGCUUGGAGCUCCUAUAGCUGGCAUAUUUGAUCAGUUUGACUAUGAGCCAAUAGCUGCUGCAAGUCUUGGUCAGGUUCAUCGUGCAAAAUUAAGGGGGCAGGAAGUUGUUAUCAAGGUUCGAAGACCUGGUCUCAAGGGUCUUUUUGAUAUUGAUCUUAAAAACCUAAGGGUUAUUGCUGAGUAUCUUCAAAAAAAUUGA
Messenger RNA from Vicia faba (fava bean), 306 nucleotides. The record is from the annotation of a GenBank genome assembly. Lineage: Eukaryota; Viridiplantae; Streptophyta; Magnoliopsida; Fabales; Fabaceae.